AUGACUUUUAGCAUGGAUCAAACUAAUAUUAACAACAAAUUGGAAGAAGUCAUUCAAGUUCAAGCUCUUCUUGAUUCACCGUCGUCAUCGGAAAACUUCCGUCAAAACUAUCACAGCAUUGUUAUCAAGCCUCAAAAUGAUAUUUCCAUUGUUACAAAAUGCGACAAUGAUGAUAAUUCUAUUUUCGAAGUCGAAAAAGAAGGAGAAUCAAUAAUUUACAAUCCCUUGAAUAUUAUCGGUUCUUAUGAUAAUUCUACGCCCAACACAAUCACAACAACUGCUAGUUUUAAAUCAUCUUCCUCAUUAUCACCUUUAGGAUUUUAUGAUUCUAACACUAAUAUUGAUACUAACUCGACAACUCCAUUAGAAAUUUCUCCAUUAUCAGCCGUGACCAACAACACCAAUACUAAUGAUGGUAAUGGUACCAAAGAUGGAAAAAACUUCUGCAAAGAUGUUGAAAUUACUAGAAUUAUUGAACCUAUUGUUCAAAGCAUCGAAGAUUUGAAAUCUAAAUUUAACGAAUGUUAUUUACGAAAUGAUGUUUGUUGCAUGAAAAACAUUAACAUCAAGGAUUGCGGUGAUAACAACGUAAACUUUGAUGAAAGAUCUCAAGAUCAACAACAUUAUUACGAAACUCUGAUUAUUUCUGGAAGAUUAUUGGAUUUUAUUAUCAAUUAUAAUAUCAAUAAUAAUGAUGCAUCAUUUCAACUUCCCGAUGAAGCAAAAGAACAUCUUGAAUUUGCACGCAAUAUUUUAUUAGAAAAAGAAUUGUUAUACAAUAAUAAUCACAAUACAAAUAAUCAUUUACAAGAAUUAUCUGGAACUAAAGGCCCUAAAAAAUUUAAAGGAAAUCCAUCAAUUCAUCGUUGUAACUCGUCAACAAUUCCAAACUCCAAAAGUAAACAACAAAAACCUAUCAACAACAACAAAUCACGUAGUUCAACAUUUCCAUCAACUCGAGAUUAUUUUUGUUAUAGCAACAAAAGUGCACCUAUUCAUGCCAAUGCCAAUAAUAGUAAUAAUAACAAUGGAUACAACAAUAAAAGACGUCAUAACGGACAAUCAGCAUCAUAUCAUGCUACUAAUUACAAUGGUACAAAUUUCAAUAAUCGGUUAAAUAAUAAUAAUAAUAAAUAUUACAACAACAACGCUGGAGGAAGGAAAGUUAUUCUUCAAAAUAAUAAUAAACCGAAUCAAUCUCGUCCUCUCCAUCCGUUUCUUCGUGGUUCAACAAAUGUUGUAAAUCCUUUUUAUCAACAACAACAGCAACAAAUUAAAAAUAAUCGUAGCGUUAAUAUUGACGGUAGAUUAAUUGGAUUCUUACCUUCGCGUUGUUUCAUUUGUCGUGGAUUUGGUCAUUUCGCCAAUGAUUGUCAUUACCAAAAAAAUAAGGAAACUAUUACACCUGAUAAUAAUAAUAAUGCUACAACUUUUAUUUCUCCCAACAUCAUCAAUCAACAAAAAUUAGCUCGUCGUAGACGUGUUGCAGCAACUCGUUACAAUAGACGUAAUAACGCUAACGUGGAUAAUAAACCCAAAGAUGUUGUUAAUAACAAUUUUGAUUUGUUGGCCAACACUUUGAAAAAUUUAAUACCUCUCAUCACCAUUUCUCAAAUCUCUUCAACCGACUUUCAUAAUAAGAUAUGGCCAUUUAGAUAUAUAUUACCUGAUAAGAUGCUUGAAGAAAUAAUGACUUACCACUUGGAUCCAACGUCUCCACCACUACCGGUUGUUCAAGCAAAACGGUUCCAAUUUGAUUCAUCAUUACUAAGACCAAACCAUAUAGCAUUGAUAUCAAGUUGGAUUGAUAGACUAGAUCAAAAACGUUACACUUGUGAGGAGAUGCCUUAUCGAUUGCAAUUGCUGCUCAGGGGUACACAGGAUGGAUUUGACACUGAGACAUUCCAUAAGAAAUGUGAUCUGAUAGCAAGAACACUGGUUGUGAUGAGAAAUAGUAAAACUGGUGAGAUUAUAGGCGGAUAUAAUCCAAUGAUGUGGACAACAAGUGUGGAUUAUAAAAUUACAGAGGAUAGUUUUCUUUUUUCAUUUGGUAAUAGGUGGAGAUUAGAAGAUGCCAGGUUAAGCAGAGUGUUGCAUCAACGUUCGUUUUACGCAAUAAGAUUUAAUGGUAAAAAUUAUGGUCCAUGUUUUGGUGAUAAGGAUUUGUGUAUGAAAGGUUGCUUUAAUGAGAGUGGUAGUUGUUCAGCACAAAAAGACGAUUAUUGCACUAGCAUCACAGAUUGUAAAGUGUUUUCAGUUGACGAGUAUGAAGUUUUCAAAAUUGUUAAUAAAAAAUCACAAGUUUAUUCAUUUGAAUUCAUGGAAAUUAGCAAGGUUGCUCCAACUGCUUUAUCUUGUCCUCCUGAAGCCUAUUAUUGUUGUCAUUAG
This is a messenger RNA of Entrophospora candida, 2388 nucleotides long. Lineage: Eukaryota; Fungi; Glomeromycota; Glomeromycetes; Entrophosporales; Entrophosporaceae. The record is from the annotation of a GenBank genome assembly.